Xiphophorus hellerii (green swordtail) is the source of this 3834-nucleotide messenger RNA. It is a transcript of the gene slc4a5b, whose product is annotated as solute carrier family 4 member 5b. Gene Ontology annotation, molecular function: solute:inorganic anion antiporter activity; monoatomic anion transmembrane transporter activity; sodium:bicarbonate symporter activity. Gene Ontology annotation, biological process: regulation of intracellular pH; transmembrane transport; bicarbonate transport. The transcript is spliced from 25 exons. Bases 261 to 3542 code for a protein of 1093 amino acids. Gene Ontology annotation, cellular component: plasma membrane. Lineage: Eukaryota; Metazoa; Chordata; Actinopteri; Cyprinodontiformes; Poeciliidae. The record is from RefSeq and is a predicted model, not a curated record.
CGGAGCAGCCGCACGAGAAACUAUUUAUUUAUCGCUAGCUGAUACUAUGACGCUGGAAGUAAUCCCUGAGGAGGACGACGUUAAGGGACGUACUUGAGAAGGUGUGAAAGUGAGUCACUUUGAGCCACUCAAUGAGACGUGAGCUGAAGACUCUCUGUCUUACCAAGCGGACAGGAAGAUAAAGACGCAUCUAUCCUGAAUCAGACCCAGUGGAUGUCUCUCUUCGAUUGGAUCUUAUUUGGAUCCAGUGAGCAUCAAAUAUGACCUCUCACCUGACCUUACCGGGUUCCAGAACAGUUUCUCCAGCUGCAGAGCGUCUCCGCCACAUCCUGGGUGAGGAUGACACCACCCCAACACCAACCAUUUUCACUGAGAUGGACACACUGCAACAUGAUGGAGAAGAGCUGGAAUGGAAAGAGUCUGCCAGGUGGGUGAAGUUUGAGGAGAAGGUGGAGGAGGGCGGAGAAAGAUGGAGCAAGCCUCACGUCUCCACGCUGACCCUCCAUAGUCUGUUUGAGCUCCGGACCUGCCUGCAGACGGGAAGCAUUCUGCUGGACCUGGAGGGUUACUCACUGCCACAGAUAGUGGAGGAAAUUGUGGAUCGCCAAAUAGCCGACGAUCUCGUUCCUCCGGAUCUGAAGGAGAAGAUCAUCUUCGUGUUGCUCAGAAAGCAUCGCCACCAGACCAAGAAACCAAUUCAUCGCUCGCUGGCAGACAUCGGAAAGUCCUCCAACACACCGUCCAACCGUAGUCCUCAGGUGAAUCUGACUCGUAGUACUAGCUCAGCUUCCGGGAUCCAUCACUCCACCGAAGACCUACGCUCUCGGCAGUCAAGCAGCCUUGGCCACCUGCAUCCUGCCCAGAGCCGAAGCAUGAAUGACAUUUCAGACACGCCGAGUACCGACCAGCUGAAGAAUAAGUUCAUGAAGAAGAUUCCUCGCGAUGCAGAAGCUUCCAACGUGCUGAUUGGUGAGGUGGACUUUCUGGACAAGCCGUUUGUCUCCUUUGUACGCUUGGCUCAAGCCACCACUCUGGGAGGCCUCACUGAGGUUCCUGUGCCAACCAGGUUCCUCUUCAUCCUGCUGGGCCCUCAAGGCAAAACUAAGUCCUACAAUGAAAUCGGCCGAGCCAUCGCGACUCUCAUGGUGGACGAUCUGUUCAGUGAUGUCGCCUACAAAGCACGGGACCGUGAUGACCUGAUUGCAGGAGUUGACGAGUUCCUGGAUGAGGUGAUUGUCCUUCCCCCAGGGGAAUGGGACCCCAAAAUACGCAUUGAACCCCCAAAGAAGGUUCCAUCAGCAGAAAUGAGGAAGUCAGUCCUCAACCUGAACGAGCUGGGUCAGAUGAACGGCUCGGCUGGUGGGGCCGCUGGUGGAGAAGACGACGAUCUUCCUGUUCAGCAUGAAUUGGGAGAAGAGCUGAAGUUCACUGGGAGAUUUUGCGGUGGCCUGUGGCUGGACAUCAAAAGGAAGAUCCCCUUUUACUGUAGUGAUAUCUACGAUGGCUUCCAUAUCCAAUCCAUCUCUGCAGUACUCUUCAUCUACUUGGGCUGCAUUACCAACGCAAUCACCUUCGGCGGACUGCUGGGAGAUGCUACGGACAAUUACCAGGGAGUGAUGGAGAGUUUUCUUGGCACUGCUCUGGCAGGAACCGUCUUCUGUUUGUUCGGCGGACAGCCUCUCAUCAUCCUCAGUUCAACCGGACCCAUUCUCAUCUUCGAAAAACUACUUUAUGAGUUCAGCAAGAACAACAGCAUAGACUACAUGGAGCUGCGGCUGUGGAUCGGUCUGCACUCGUGUCUGCAGUGCUUUCUGCUGGUCGUUUCUGACGCCAGCUACAUCAUCAAAUACAUGACGCGCUUCACAGAGGAGGGCUUCUCCAGCCUCAUCUCCUUCAUCUUCAUCUCGGACGCCAUUAAGAAGAUGGUCGGAGCCUUUCAGUACUAUCCAAUCAACCGCGGCUUCAAGCCAGAUUAUGUUACAUCCUACAAGUGUGAAUGCGUGGCGCCGGACCAGGCAUCUGCUGUGGGUUUAAACGUUUCAGCUCCUAUGUCAGAUGAUAACAUGACUCUGCUGUUUAACCUGACAGACCUGGACUGGAGUCAGCUGAGUAAGAAAGAGUGUGUGAAGUAUGGUGGUGUGUUGGUGGGGAGUUCCUGUAAGUAUGUCCCCGACCUGGCCCUGAUGUCCUUCAUCCUCUUCAUCGGCACCUACUCCAUGACCGUUUCUCUGAAAAAGUUCAAGUUCAGCCGCUACUUCCCAACAAAGAUGAGGAAGCUCAUCAGCGAUUUUGCCAUCUUCAUGUCAAUCAUGUCCUUUGUGGGUCUGGAUAUGUUGAUGGGCUUAGACACACCCAAACUAAUCGUUCCAACAGAGUUCAAGCCCACGCGUUCGGACCGUGGUUGGUUCGUGCUUCCGUUCGGUAAGAACCCGUGGUGGUGGUACCUGGCCAGCUUUGUUCCGGCUCUCCUCGUCACCAUCCUGAUCUUCAUGGACCAGCAGAUCAGCGCCGUCAUCGUCAACCGCAAGGAAAACAAGCUGAAGAAAGGCUGUGGGUACCACUUGGACCUGUUCUGGGUGGGUGUGCUGAUGGCUGCGUGUUCCUUCAUGGGCUUACCCUGGUAUGUUGCUGCCACCGUCAUCUCCAUCGCCCACAUCGACUCUCUGAAGAUGGAGAGCGAAUGCAGCGCCCCCGGAGAGCAGCCGCAGUUCCUGGGAGUCAGGGAGCAAAGGCUGACAGGCAUUCUGGUGUUUGUGCUGACUGGACUCUCAGUUUUCUUGGCUCCCAUCCUUCAGUAUAUCCCAAUGCCAGUCCUGUACGGAGUCUUCCUUCACAUGGGAGUGGCAUCACUGAGUGGCAUUCAGUUCUGGGAACGCAUGAAGUUGUAUCUGAUGCCGCCCAAACACCAGCCGGACUUUUCCUUCCUGCGCCACGUCCCCCUGAGACGCGUCCAUCUCUUCACACUUGUCCAGAUUGUCUGUCUGGCUGUCCUCUGGAUCCUCAAGUCCACCUUCCUGGCCAUAAUCUUCCCAGUCAUGAUCCUGGGUCUGAUGGUUGUACGGAAGCUACUGGACCUGAUGUUUUCACAACAUGACCUGGCCUGGCUGGACGACAUCCUGCCAGACAAAGACAAGAAGAAGAAAGAGGAUGACAAGAAGAAAAAGAAAGAGAAAAAGAGCGUUGAGCCGGAGAGCGAUGAGGAGGAGAUGAACCCUUACUCAACAGUCCCGUCGGAUCAAAAUGAACUAGACCGCAGCAUCACUCUGCACCUGAAGAUCUCCUGCCCCCCGUCGCCCACCCCCUCCCAGACGAGCCUCACCUCCGGGGACAAUCAGCCUCAGCGCCCGCCGCACCAACCGGUGCCCCAGGUCAGCAUCCGCUUGGACUCAGACUGCGACCGCGACGAUUCUGGCUUCUUCUCCAAACAGCAGCGGUGCAGCCCGUACGCCGCCCCCAGCCUGCCACCGCCCGUAACGCCCAGGGGUUGUCGCCGGAAACAGCACGCUCACUUCAGAGACUCCUGCGCAGAAACCAUUCUAUGAACAAACAAAGCAAACUGCACCUUGUGAUCUUCCUUUGUGUGUGAAUUUAAACACGUCAUGUAUAACUCAGCCGAACGUGAAAACACAAUACGUCUGUAACACUUUUCUGUCCAAGUGAAUGAACCCGUUGAUCCUGAGGUGAACUGAAAACAUAAAUGCAUGAACUCUCCCACCCCAAGAACGCUGAUUGUUUCUGAGCAAAAUGUGAAUUAUGCCGAGUUAAUGUAAAGAGUAAAGCACAUCCCAACAAUUGUAAUAAAAUGCUGUUAAAUUCUAUUUGUUUAAAUGCAAA